Messenger RNA from Xiphias gladius (swordfish), 1551 nucleotides. It is a transcript of the gene mknk1, whose product is annotated as MAPK interacting serine/threonine kinase 1. The record is from RefSeq and is a predicted model, not a curated record. Gene Ontology annotation, molecular function: calcium-dependent protein serine/threonine kinase activity; calcium/calmodulin-dependent protein kinase activity; ATP binding. Lineage: Eukaryota; Metazoa; Chordata; Actinopteri; Istiophoriformes; Xiphiidae. Gene Ontology annotation, biological process: protein autophosphorylation; intracellular signal transduction; peptidyl-serine phosphorylation. Gene Ontology annotation, cellular component: cytoplasm; nucleus.
AGCAAUGGAUGCCCACAUCAGCUGGCAGACGCUUUGACAGAGGGUAUCUGGGGUUUGGACACAGAGGCCAGUUAGCAGAUAUGGUGAGGCACAGCGUGAUGGCGGAGUUGCAAGUCUUCCAGCAGGGUAACUCCCUGGCUUUUGGCCAAGUAGGGCAGAGCUGUGGCGGAAUUCAGGAGAAUGGGGUCGCCACAGAGGAAAGACAGCACCUUUCCCAAGGCCCAUCAGAUUUUGAGAAAAGCCAGCCAGUGAAAAUCCCAGAUGCAACUAAAAGAAAGAAGAAGAAAAGAACUAGGGCAACAGACAGCUCCACGGACACUUUUGAGGACCUCUAUAAACUGACAGAUGAGGUGCUUGGUCAGGGAGCAUAUGCAAAAGUUCAAGGAUGCAUAAGCCUGCAGAAUGGACAGGAGUUUGCUGUGAAGAUCAUAGAAAAAAGUGCAGGGCACAGUCGCAGCAGAGUCUUUCGAGAAGUGGAGACACUCUACCAGUGUCAAGGAAACAAAAAUAUUUUGGAGAUGAUCCAGUUCUUUGAGGACAGCUCGUGCUUUUAUUUGGUAUUUGAAAAGCUGCGUGGAGGCUCCAUUCUAACACACAUCCAGAACCGAAAGCACUUUGAUGAGCUGGAGGCCAGUAAGGUGGUUAGGGACAUUGCCCAAGCACUUGACUUCUUACACACUAAAGGCAUUGCCCAUAGAGACCUUAAGCUGGAGAACAUCCUUUGUGAAUACACUGAUCGAGUGUCGCCAGUAAAGAUCUGUGAUUUUGACUUGGGAAGUGGAGUGAAGCUCAGCAGCGCCUGUACACCCAUAUCGACUCCAGAGCUCACCACACCGUGUGGCUCGGCUGAGUACAUGGCUCCAGAAGUAGUGGAGGUGUUCACUGAUGAGGCCUCCUUCUACGACAAGCGCUGUGACCUUUGGAGCCUUGGGGUCAUUCUCUACAUCCUGCUGAGCGGCAGCCCCCCCUUCACAGGCCACUGUGGCACCGACUGUGGCUGGGAUCGGGGAGAAACCUGCAGAACCUGCCAGAGUCACCUGUUUGAGAGCAUCCAGCAGGGCAAGUACGAGUUUCCAGACAAGGACUGGGCUCACAUCACAGCGGGAGCCAAGGACCUCAUCUCAAAGCUGUUGGUUCGAGACGCCACCCUGCGCGUCAGUGCUGCUCAGGUCCUAGAGCACCCUUGGGUGCAGGGGAACGCUCCAGAGAGAGGUCUUCCAACUCCUCAUGCUCUACAGAGGAACAGCAGCACCAAAGACCUGACUCAGUUUGCAGCAGAAGCCAUUGCCUUUAACCGGCAGCUAUCUCAGCACGACGAGCAGCAGGAGGAUGUCGGCGUUAUCGUUUGCUCCAUGAGGCUUUCUCCUCCUUCAAACUCCAGACUGGCUCGUAGACGGGCGCAGUCCAAUGCCCUGCGCACCAGGGACUUUGCACCCGCUUCGGACGACCUGGCAGCCUGAAGAACCAGUACAAGCCGCCUCGUCAUGUUCUCUGAUUCUCACCUCUCUGUGUGUGUGUGUGUGUGUGUGUGUGUGUGUGUGUGUGUGUGUG